Didymella exigua CBS 183.55 is the source of this 3576-nucleotide messenger RNA. Its product is annotated as protein STU1. Gene Ontology annotation, cellular component: microtubule organizing center; mitotic spindle midzone; spindle microtubule. Gene Ontology annotation, biological process: mitotic spindle assembly; astral microtubule depolymerization. Bases 1 to 3576 code for a protein of 1191 amino acids. NCBI's taxonomy places the organism in Eukaryota, Fungi, Ascomycota, Dothideomycetes, Pleosporales, Didymellaceae. The record is from RefSeq and is a predicted model, not a curated record. Gene Ontology annotation, molecular function: microtubule binding. The transcript has 2 exons.
AUGGAGGAGCAGACGGCCGCCCUGCUCGCGGCGCUGAAGAAGCAGGCGUCGACCAACGUGGACCGGCGACUGGACCUGUUUGGCAGCCUCAAGUCCAGCAUCAAGCACCAGCGCGUGCCCGAGAGCUGCCAGGACGCAAUCCUCGAGUGCAUCCGCACCGCCAUUGGCGACAAGACGUCGGCGCAGCUCGUGGCUGCGGGAUUCUCGACGCUCAGCCACCUGAUCAAGCGGCUGGCGCUGCAGAAGGAGACGCACACCAUGGCGGCGCACGCGCAGCUGCUGGUCCCGAUCCUGCUGGACCACCUAGGCAACGCGCGCGAAGCCCACCGCAGCGCCGCCUCGGCCCUGCUCGUCGAGCUGUACCCGUACUGUCACGCCGAGCUCGACGCGGGCGUGCACGGCGCCAUGGCCGGCAGCAACCCGCGCGCAAAGGAGACGGCCAUGUCCUGGCUGGUCACGAUGAACCAGAGCCACGGCCUGCCGUUCCGCACCUACGUCAACCAGCUGGUCGCCAACUGCGAGGACGCCGACCCGGACGUGCGCACCGUCGCCAAGACAGCCAUCGUGUCGCUGUUCCAGACGGCGCCGGGCAAAGCCCAGGUCAACCUGCAGAAGCAGCUGGCCGUCCACGGCGUGCGCAAGGCCACCGUCGCCUACAUCACCGCCCACCUCGACCCCGCGGCGGCGGCGGGCGCCGCCGCCGACGACCGCCACGACGCGCCGCCCGCCCCUGUCCGCGAGCGCCCCCUGCCGACGGCCCGCGCAAAGACGCUGCCGUCGCUGCUGCCUGACGCGGGCCUCGCCGACAGCCUGGCCGCCGAGCAGCCGCCGCCCGCCGAGACGGUCUCCAUGGACCCCAUCCACGUCUACACGCAGCGCGAGCUCGAGGACAUGUUCCGCGACAUGGCCCCGCCGUUCGAGGGCCGGGAGAGCGAGCAGAACUGGCUCGCGCGCGACAAGAACACGCUGAAGCUGCGGCGCAUACUCAAGGGCAACGCGCCCACCGAGUUCCACGCCGCCUUCAUGGCCGGCAUGGCCUCGCUGCGGGACGGCAUCCUGAAGGUGGCCAACACCCUGCGCACCACCAUGUCGACCAAUGGCUGUCAGCUUGUGCAGGAGCUCGCACGCACAGUUGGGCCCGCGAUCGACUCGUGGGUCGAGAUCCUGCUGCAGGCCUUCAUCAAGAUGUGCGCUGCCACCAAGAACAUUGCCGCCCAGAACGGCAACGCCACGGUCGACGCCCUGCUCUCGCACGUGUCGUUCAACAAUCGUGUCCUGCAGCACGUCCAGUUCGCCUCGCAGGACAAGAACGUCCAGCCCCGCAUCUUCUCGGCCGGCUGGGUGAAGACGCUCAUCCGCAAACACAAGUCGCACAUUGACCACUCAGGAGGGCUGGACAGCUUCGACAAGAUCCUGAAAAGGGGACUGGCAGAUGCCAAUCCCAAGGUGCGCGAGUCGUACCGAAGCACGUACUGGACCUUUGCUCUGGUGUGGCCCCAGAAGGCCGAAGCCAUGUACGAAACGCUCGAGAAGCGCGAGAAGACCGGUCUCGACCGGGACCCGAACAACCCCAACACAUCGCUAGCACCGUCGCAGACCAGCACCGUCGCACCGUCGUUCUCAAGAUCCGUCGGGCCCAGCGCUGCCAGGACAAGCUUGAAGGAGAAGAUUGCAGAGCAGCGACGGGCAAAGCUAGCAGCGUCCAAGGGAGUUGCUGAUCGACCCAGCUCGGCUGCGGCCAGCUACGAGACACCAAGAUCACUGUCGAGCAAGUCGCUUGGUGUUGGACCAAGGACAAUGUCCAACACUUCAACGGCGUCCAACGGGCCGUCUCGACCACCGUCUGCCAUGUCGGGCGAAGCCACCAAGUCCGCUUUGAAGAGCUCGACAGGCACUAGCACUGGUUCGUUGAUGAGCGGCACGGUGCGACGACCCAUCCGACGACCUGAGCUGAACAGGCCAAAGACAGCAGACCCAUACGCUUCGCGACAGACCAAAAUCACACCGUCGACGACGACAACACCAGAGAGGACACCAGCCGUCAAGUCGCUGAAGAAGUCAGUCGGACCUGCGGCUUCGAGCACAGCCCGCCCUCGGUCACAAGCACAACAGAGCCCCACCGUCAGCCCGGUGCGUAGCAAGUCCAGGGUGGACACGGGGCGCACAGCAACACACAGGAAGAACCCAAGCAUGGGGUCGCGAGGGAGUCCUGUGGCCACUCUUCACAAGGAUGAGGACCUGACAAUGGUGAAGCCGUUCAUCCGAUCACAGAGCCACCAUGACGGCACCAUGCCUUUCCGACAGAGGAACGGCAUGGACAAGCGUGCUUCUGUCGACAGCGUUGCGCUCGACAUGGACGAGGACAACUUUACGAUGCUUGUGCCCAACCUAGCGCGCCCAACAUCGCAAAGGGUGCAGAGCACGCCCCCCAAGUCCAGCCCAUCUGGAGGUCGAAUACCGGUACCCAGCCCGCAAGCAGCCUCGACGCUGGGCCCAAGCCUCCUGCCAGUACAGAGUCCUCGCCAGCAAUCCCCAGAUCGAACUGCGCCAGAAGAAGUCGAGGUGUACGAAGACUCCUGCGCUGGUGACGAGCCAUCGACGGCAGAUCAAGAAGUGGACACACCAGUACUCGGAGAGCUUCCCAUCAACGAGAGGAGCAACGAGCGACAGCCCAGCAUUGAUAGCAAUGGCGACUCGAUAGCGGGCUCAGGGGCCGAAGAGCGCGACAGAGGCCACCUCAAGACUACCAGCACAGGAAGUGUGAUGCACACCGAGAACGCCGAUGCAAACAGCCCGGAGACUCUAAAGAACAGACAACUGCUCGCCAGCGCUCUUAAGAAGAUCGAGGGACGUACAGUCGAUGCUGGCAUGUUCCGCAAGAUCCAGGAUGCCAUCAAGUCAGGUCAGGAGAUCUGGGGGCCAAACGACGAGGUCUUUGGCAGACUGCUUGUCGCAUGUCUCGAGUAUUUCCAGACGCCUACUGAGCAGCUCAAGCUCCCCGCAAUCAAGGCCGGCUCCUGCAAGAGCCAAGCUUUGGCGACCAUCCGCGCCAUGCUGUCUCUGUACCGAAAAGAGACAGCAAAGUACUUCGCCCGCGUUCUCACCACCAUUUUGCAGGCCAAGGCGCAGCAUGAGAACACUUCGCACAUUGCAGGCGAUAUGGAGGCCACCGCCAACGAGAUUGUCCGCUAUGGUCAAGUCUCGGACUGCCUGAACGCAGUCCUUGCCCUUAUUGAAGGCAUGCCCGCCUCGUCCGGCUCCGACCCUGCCGCCAACAGCACACGCACCACGACCAUGUCACUUCGCACCCUCGCAAGUCUGGUCGAGAUCUCAAGCAGCAAGAACGUCGUUCUGUCACAAGAGCAGACACACCGCUUGGGCAAGCUGGCAGUCAGGUGCAUGGAGGACACUGACGCGGACAUUCGCAAGGCAAACAUUGACUUUUGUGUUGGACUGCACGAGCGCAUCGUUGGCCCAGGCGGCGACCACAAGGCUUUCUGGGAGGCUGUUGCUGGCGCGGGAGAGCAGCAGCUCAACUUGCUCACAUACUAUCUCGCGAAGAAGCAGAAGGCUUAG